AUGACAGUGAUCAAGAAGGUGUACUACAGCCUUGACGGCUGUGUGGUGCAGAUACAACAGGUCCACAGACACCUCUACAUGGAGUCGGUCAGACGUGGCAGAGUAAGGAGGAAGGAGGACAGCUACAUGAAGGAGGACAGCUACAUGAAGAGAGCCAAGAUGGCUGUACAAAAGGACCACUGGUACAACAGGGCACUCCUCAUCCUUCUCUCCAGUCUCACAGUUUCUGUGCAGCAGACAGAUGGUGUAACCACGGUGAAGCUGGAGGAGGGGAUGGUUCUAGUGUGUGUGUGUCCGUGGGAAGGGAACCUCACCAUGGUCUCCUGGACCAAACUGAUCCGAUUUAAUAAGGUCCCUAUAGCCGUGUACCACCCUGAGUACGAGGUGUUCAUUUCCCAGUCCUACCAGACCAGGAUCCAGUUCCUGAAGACCACACCCAUGGACGGCAGUAUCACCAUCACUAACGUCACCCAGGAGGACACUGGGGUUUACCACUGCUCUGUUCAAACCUUCCCCAGAGGAUCCUGGGCCAGAGAUAUAUCGGUGGAGGAGGAUGAUGCAGAUCAAGUAGAAACGGACAUCCACAUCAGAGAACCAGAACGUAGCCCAGUUGAUUUCAGCUGUCUGCGUAUCUGA
Molecule: messenger RNA, 636 nt
Organism: Salvelinus sp. IW2-2015
Lineage: Eukaryota; Metazoa; Chordata; Actinopteri; Salmoniformes; Salmonidae
Source: RefSeq, a predicted model, not a curated record